This is a messenger RNA of Trichomycterus rosablanca, 988 nucleotides long. It is a transcript of the gene ppp1r3da, whose product is annotated as protein phosphatase 1, regulatory subunit 3Da. Gene Ontology annotation, biological process: regulation of glycogen biosynthetic process. Gene Ontology annotation, cellular component: protein phosphatase type 1 complex. Gene Ontology annotation, molecular function: protein phosphatase 1 binding; glycogen binding. The transcript has a single exon. Lineage: Eukaryota; Metazoa; Chordata; Actinopteri; Siluriformes; Trichomycteridae. The record is from RefSeq and is a predicted model, not a curated record. Bases 1 to 969 code for a protein of 322 amino acids.
AUGUUUACAUUUUGUUUCUAUAAAGGUACAGAGAAGCUCUGUUUCUCUUUGAGCAUGGCCUGGUCUAUGGGACACAGCCAGGAAAAUCCAUCACCAGAUGAGCCAGAUGAUGAGCUAUUUUUUGUUGGGGUGUCGAAUGUCUCAGAGCUACCAUCGCCUCUGAACUUCAUAGACAGAGCCUGGUUAAAACCUGAGGAAGGCAGAAAGCCUGUCAAAAUUCGUCCACCUAGUCCCAAACCGGCACAACCAAGAGAGACGGGUCGCAGUUUCUCAUGUGAACCCCCUCCCAAACCCAUCAUCCAGAGACGAUCUCAGUCCCUACCGUCCCCUUCAGAAAGGAGGAAGCUCAGUCGCAGAAUCGGGGUCCGGUUUGUAGACUCACUGGGAAUGGACCUUGAAAAUGUCAAGGUCUUUAAAAGCGGAGAAGAUCCUUUUGUGCCAGAGCAUGUUCUGUUCAGGAUCUUAAUGAAUGCAGAACUCGCAGGCAGCAAGAACCUGGAGAUAUCCCUCCCAUAUUUAAAACCCGUCUUUCCUGAGCAACCUGGUGACUGUUCAAACUUCGUGGAGCGUCUGUCCUGUCAGAAAGUGUGCUUGGAACGUGUUUUGUGCUAUGAGCCAGGAAUUAUUGGGAUAGUCCAAGUGCUUAACUUGGCCUUCGAGAAGGAUGUUAAUGUUCGCUACUCCUUUACAAACUGGAAGAGCUGCUCUGAGACCAAGGCAUACUGGGUUACGAACAAAUUCUUAGAAGGCCUUCCCAAUGAAUGCAGCUGUGACAGCUUUCGGUUUCAUCUUCCAGUUCCACCGUUUAUCCUUCACCCUGGUGCAAUGCUGGAGUUUGCUGUCUGUUAUAAUGUGCUUGGUACACAGUUUUGGGACAACAAUGAAGGACAGAAUUACAAGCUAGUUUGUCAGAGCUAUAAAAUUCCUGUUCCCAAGGAAUGUGAGGACAGCAUGAUACACUUUAUUUAAAUCAGUGCUUCUCAACUAA